AUGAAUUCCCUAAUGAACCAAAUCAAGUUUAUAGGACCAUACGAGUUAAUCCUUCCCAAAACCACAGAACGUUUUCAUUUAUCGGCUUUAAAAACAUCAGAUAUACCACAAAUCACUUCGUUACUGGAAUCGACGAAUGUGAACUCGAUUGACAUUCACAAGAGUACGAUAUCAUUACCAAAUCCUUACACUUUAUCGGAUGCGAAAUGGUUCGUUAAUAAAAGCAUCGAGGAAUAUAGAACAACGUCACGAUGUAAUAUAUGGGCGAUUCGUAAUUCAUCAAAUGAUGAGUACAUCGGAUGUAUCGGGUUACAUUCAUUCAAGGGCAAGUACUUGUUUGAGGAUGAACGAGAUAAGGCAUUACUUGAUGAAGGGUAUGGGAUAGGUUAUUACAUUUCUUUAAAGUAUCGAAACUUGGGUAUCGUUAGUUCGUCCGUGAAAUUUGUUUGUGAUGAGAUCGCCUUUAAAGAAUUACGAUUGGAUUACGUUUUUGCGUACGUAUUUACCGAUAAUGUGAAGAGUCAAAACUUGUUAAAAAAAUGUGAUUUUAAAUUGAUUAAAUUAUUACCAAAUGCCUUGGAAAAAAGUGGUGAAUUGAGAGAUAUGUAUUUAUUUAUCAAGGAAAGGGGUGGUGAUGAUGAUGAUGAAAAUAAUUGA
Molecule: messenger RNA, 657 nt
Organism: Funneliformis mosseae
Lineage: Eukaryota; Fungi; Glomeromycota; Glomeromycetes; Glomerales; Glomeraceae
Source: the annotation of a GenBank genome assembly